Closterium sp. Naga37s-1 is the source of this 1143-nucleotide messenger RNA. Lineage: Eukaryota; Viridiplantae; Streptophyta; Zygnematophyceae; Desmidiales; Closteriaceae. The record is from the annotation of a GenBank genome assembly.
AUGGACCAAUACGACCUCGUGCGGCGCUACCUCGACCGCCUGCUCACCACGGUGGUGAACGAGGCGCUGCUGCGCUUGAUUGGCAAUCCCACGCUGCAAGUGUCUCACGCCAUGCAGCACACGGGCCACAUGGACCAGUACGACCUCGUCCGCCACUACCUGGAUCGGCUGCUCAUCACGGUGGUGAAUGAGGCACUGCUGCGGCUCAUUGGGAACCCCACGCUGCAAGUGUCCCACGCCAUGCAGGUAGCGGCGAACAUGACAGUGAUGGAGCGAGCAUGUGCAUUCUUCGCAGAGCACGCAGCCAAGUCAUGCGGCAUUCCAUCUCGCCUCGUGGACGGCGCACACGGCACGCUGGCCGCUCGAAACACCCUCAGGCAGUCACAGGCGGGGGCGUAUGAUGCCAUGCUGCGCAUCAUGAAUGAGAAGAUCGACGACAUGAUGGCUCCUGCAGAGCAGAUCUCCUGGAAUCCCAUGGAACCGCCUGGGUCGCAGGCAGGGGCGUAUGAUGCCAUGCUGCGCAUUAUGAAUGAGAAGAUCGAUGACAUGAUGGCGCCUGCAGAGCAGAUCCCCUGGAAUCCCAUGGAACCACCUUUGCUGGUGAACGAGUACCUAACGGACCUCUGCAUAUACCUGGAGACCAUGAUGGAGACGGCCAGGCAGCUGCUUCCCCUCGAUGCCUUCCAGCGGGUCAGCGGAGGCAUGAUGCGCCACAUCAGCAACGUCCUCGUCAGCCUGCUGUGUGGCUCCGCCGUGCCGCGGUUCAACCUGUACGCCAUCCAGGGCGUGGACAACGACCUGCGUGUAAUCGAGGGUUUCGCCGACCAGGAGGACGAGAAGAGCGGCGUCAUGAAGGACAAUGGCGAGGCUGUGCCGCUCAAGUCGCACCUUGCUGAGUCACGGCAGCUCAUCAACCUCAUUCUCAGCAACAACCCCGAGCAUUACGCGACGAAGUCGCACCGGGAGAAGAAUUACGGGGCGCUGGCGCCGACUAAAGUGCUCAUCGUCUGCGAUAAGUAUCGGGAUGUCGGGGAGGCUGCUGUUGGUUUGUUUGGCACCCGCAAUUCAAAGCAGGUGAACAAGAAAAAGGGCCUAGAUGCCUUGGCUCGCAGGCUAAGGGAGGAUAUUGCCAAUUCAGCUUGA